Molecule: messenger RNA, 715 nt
Organism: Periconia digitata
Lineage: Eukaryota; Fungi; Ascomycota; Dothideomycetes; Pleosporales; Periconiaceae
Source: the annotation of a GenBank genome assembly
CUUUGAUUUCCAGUACCCUAAUCGUCUAUAUUUUAUUCCAUGUAUUACUAUAGCAACGGCUAUACGCAUGGAUGCAUGACCUGAUGCGACUUGGACUGGGAUAUAAUGCUUCAACGACAAGUUACGUAAAUUUGUUCGGACUGGCCUGAACUUGUACCAGCUGAGCUUACCGCAACAACCAAAACGGCUUCUGUGUACUUUGUGUCGAGAGUUUUGAUUCCUCGUGUGGUACUCAACAUCUUCUACGUAGAUAGUAAGCUGAGCACAGGAGCAAGAAUCGGUGCAUCGCUAUCCUGCUUCUUCAAAUCAGAUAUAAGAUGCAGUAGAACGCUCAUCUUGCACACCGCAGCUAUAGUUACAAAACUUCACUAUCCAAAGAUCUAUCUCCAAAAUUUCAGGUCCAAUAUAUCUCAACAUGCACUUGACUACCCUUGCUGGCCUUUGCGUCCUCUCGUCCUCCGGCUUACUUGUUGUAGCCAACAACUGCUACGGACCGUACAACUGGUGUGGAUGGGACCUAAUGAAAGCUGGAAAUUACGAAGGAUACAUCAAACAGCAGCUGCGCUCAGCCGCCAUGCCUACCGACGAUUUUACGGUCAAGAAUAGCUUGUUCUUCUGCCACCCCGAUAACUCAGGCGAAGCCGAUUUCAUCGGCACAUGUCCGAAUGGGUGUGUAUAUGGUGGAGGGAAGAACACAAACGAUAGGUGCGCCUGA